Brassica oleracea var. oleracea is the source of this 3273-nucleotide messenger RNA. RefSeq lists its product as uncharacterized. NCBI's taxonomy places the organism in Eukaryota, Viridiplantae, Streptophyta, Magnoliopsida, Brassicales, Brassicaceae. The coding region runs from base 1 to 3273 and encodes 1090 amino acids. Gene Ontology annotation, molecular function: RNA-DNA hybrid ribonuclease activity; nucleic acid binding. The record is from RefSeq and is a predicted model, not a curated record. The transcript is spliced from 4 exons.
AUGGCUUUUCGAGAAGAAAACAUGUAUUGGGAGCAAAAAAGUAGAGAUCAGUGGCAUAAAGAUGGGGAUAGAAACACAAAAUUCCAUCAUGCCACAACAAAAAAACGAAGAGUCCAGAAUAGGAUCAUUAGCAUUAAAGACAAACAUGAGAGGCUGGUAGAGAGUGAAAUCGAGGUGGAGAACGUGGCUGUUCAAUACUUUCGAGAUCUCUUCUCUACCUCCUCGCCGACAGAGUUAGACGCUUCCCUUCGAUUCAUUUCUGAAAAGGUGUCUCACACCGACAAUAUGAUACUUUUGGAGAAACCGUCGGAACAUGAAAUUAGGAAAGCUCUUUUCGAAAUCAACCCGGACAAAGCUCCCGGACCAGAUGGCAUGACUAGUAAAUUGUUUCAAAAAUUCUGGCGCGAGAUGCGUCAAGACAUUAUUAGACUCGUGCAAGAUUUCUUCGAGACGGGCAGCUUUGAUCCACUAUUGAACCAGACAAAUAUAUGCCUCAUCCCUAAAAAGAAGAAACCUCGAGACAUGACUGAGUUCAGACCUAUCAGCCUCUGCAAUGUUAGCUACAAGAUUAUAUCCAAGUUACUAUGCAAGCGACUUAAGAGGGUUAUUCCGCGUUUGAUCUCAGAGACACAAUCUGCUUUUGUUUCAAAACGUUUGAUUACUGGUAAUAUCCUGAUAGCACAAGAAAACUUUCACGCUCUACGGACGAACCAGAGAUGUAGGGAAGAUUUUAUGGCUAUUAAAACAGACAUGAGCAAAGCUUAUGAUAGAGUGGAAUGGAACUUCCUAGCAGCCUUGAUGCUAAAGAUGGGUUUUGAUGAAAGACUGGUUGACCUCAUUAUGUGUUGUGUCACGUCGGUCACAUACCAAAUUUUAGUCAAUGGACAACCAAGAGGGCGAAUCUUACCUAGGCGAGGCUUGAGACAAGGAGACCAUCUUUCCCCCUUUUUGUUUAUCAUGUGUACGGAAGCUUUAAUCUCUCUUUUAGACGGAGCAGAAGCGGAAAAGAAGAUUGAGGGGCUUCGGGUUGCUAGGGCGAGCCCAAGGAUCUCCCACCUUUUAUUUGCAGAUGACAGUCUUUUCUUCUGUAAGGCGGAAUUAAGCCAAUGCAAGGAGAUCAUAGACAUUCUAGACUUAUAUGGAAAGGCAUCAGGACAACGACUAAAUGCGUCAAAAUCCUCUGUCUUUUUUGGGAACAAAGUACAUUUAUCUCUGAAACAAGAUAUAAAAGAAGUUCUUGGAUUUUCUUCUGAAGGAGGCAUGGGGAUGUAUCUUGGCCUACCAGAGCAAAUAUGUGGCUCGAAGAUGAAAGCGUUCUCUUUUGUACAAGACCGACUAAAUGGGCGAGUCAACAAUUGGUCAUCUAGACUCCUCUCCAAAGGGGGAAAAGAAGUCCAGAUUAAAUCUGUGGCUCAAGGAGUCUCAACCUAUGUGAUGUCAAGUUAUUUGCUUCCAAAAGGCAUCACUGCUAAACUUAGGAGCACUACUUCAAAUUUUUGGUGGAGUUCAAAACAAAAUAGCAGAGGAAGAUAUUACAAUCACACCUCUCCUUUAGAAGACCGUCGAACAUACUCACCAUCAUAUGGAUGGCGUAGUAUUAUGGCAGCGAAACCCUUACUCAUUUCGGGACUACGGAGAACUAUUGGUACGGGUCAAGACACGAGGGUCUGGAGCGAGGCCUGGGUCCCAGAUUCAGUGGCUAGACCACCAAGACCUGCUAGCCAUAUUGUGUACAGACUACCUCAACUCCUUGUUCAGUCCUUUAUUAGAACUGAUACCAAGGAGUGGGACAUACAGCUCUUACGAGAAUUUUUCCACCCAGACGAUAUCCCGCUGAUAUUGGGGCUAAAACUAUCACACUCACUUACCCCAGAUGGAUAUGUUUGGAACUACACAAAAUCUGGAGUGUACUCAGUUAAAACCGGCUAUGAUCUCCUCCAAGAAACUAAGCAGAGUCUUACACACGAAGGGGCCAUGGAACCGAGUUUUACGACUCUCCAAAGCCAUGUAUGGAAGCUAAAGACUCCCACCAAGAUGAAACAUUUCUUGUGGCAAGCAAUAUCGGGCUGCGUGGCGACGGCAGAGAGGCUUGCAUAUAGACACCUGGACACCGAUAGGAGUUGUCCUAGAUCCCUUCAGGUUUGGGCUUUAUCGGACUAUCUGUCCCUUCCGAGUUAUUUCCCGAGUACAUCUAUAUUCCAAAACAUGAACUUUCUGUUUUGGAAGAGAAAAGAGGUGGCUCCACUGAGACCACAAUUCGAUACCUUCCCUUGGAUCUGUUGGUACAUUUGGAAGGUGAGGAACGGCAAACUCUUUAAUGGGAAAGUUGUAUCCCCGAUGGAUAUCCUCCAACAUGCGUCCCUUGAGGCAGAAUGUUUGAGGAAGGCUAACGAAAAAGAGGAAGUAGAGGAGGAUCAUUAUGACCCUCCUGCUAUCGAAGAGGAGAUAGUGCCCCCUUGGAUACCUCAAAUCCCUACAUGUCGAAUUGAUGCAUCAUGGAUCAAUAAUGACAGCGUUAGUGGGCUAGGGUGGAGUUUUAAGGAUCAGUUGGGCUCUGAAUUUUUCGGAUUACGGGCGUGCAACAGGAGUCUCUUAGACUUGCAUGAUGAGAUGGAAGGUUUACUUUGGGCAGUCUCAUGUAUGAGAGAAAUGAGGAUAUAUUCGAUACGGUUCGAGACAGAAUGCUCGGACUUAGUGGAUAUGACUAUGAACCCGAUGGAGUGGUCUACUUUUGCAACAGAGAUUGAGAUGCUUCAAAGACUCCAGGAGGUUCUUGAGGAUGUGAGUUUGUCUCAUAUUCCUCGAAGUAGGAAUGGACGAGCAGACGCGCUAGCGAAAGAAGCAAGACGAAGAGGUUUCAAAAUUGAUAAGCUUGAUUUCCCACAGAUGCUGUAUAUUGUAGGGCAGGAACCUUUUCUGAGUAAAAGCAUUGCCUACUACAGCGAUGACAGCAAGCACUUCCCUGCUCUUAAAGAAGCACUCAAGGCAGAUGAAUGGGAGGAGCUCAAGAACUCGAGAUUAGGAGUGUUCUUAAAGUUCCACGAAAUGAAGUUUGGAUGGGCUUCCAGGGUGGUGCACUAUAUACUGUGUUUUCAGCUUGAGUGCAAGAAGAAGUAUGAGUUGUGGAGACUCAUAGGUGUUCAACCAGUGAGGUUUUCUCUGCAUGAAUUUGAAGAGAUAACUGGUCUGAACUGCGAGUAUGUGAAGAAUCUCGAGAAUCCGUUGGUUGAGGUAACGGAUGACAUGAAAGAAUUUGGGGGCAGAUGGGAGUGA